Messenger RNA from Hippocampus comes (tiger tail seahorse), 3040 nucleotides. It is a transcript of the gene ppp1r12c, whose product is annotated as protein phosphatase 1, regulatory subunit 12C. Lineage: Eukaryota; Metazoa; Chordata; Actinopteri; Syngnathiformes; Syngnathidae. Gene Ontology annotation, molecular function: phosphatase regulator activity; protein kinase binding; enzyme inhibitor activity. The record is from RefSeq and is a predicted model, not a curated record. Gene Ontology annotation, biological process: signal transduction. Bases 156 to 2258 code for a protein of 700 amino acids. Gene Ontology annotation, cellular component: cytoplasm. The transcript is spliced from 20 exons.
UCACCAGCACUGCGCGAGCACGAGCACCAACUGAGGCUUCCUCUGUGCUGUACACUACCAGAGACCAGGAAGUGAAAGUAUACGCGUGGAGGGUGUGUCUUUCGCUUCCUGGCUAUGUUUUAUUUUCAAUAACACAGUCCUGCUUGGAUAAUCGAAUGGGCGACUCGGCGAGGACCAAGCGGCGGGAGCAGCUAAAGCGCUGGGCCGGUUCCUGUACCGACAAAGCGUCGGCCUUGCCCCGGCGGAGAUGGCGAGGCGAUGCCUUGGAAAGAGGAAGCGAGGAGCCGGAGGCCGACCUGCAGGACCCGCCGACCGAGCAGCCCAUUUUAAGGGGCGAUGAAAGCAGCCCACUUCUCAAAAGACGAAAAAGGGUGAGGUUUGACAGAGCUGCAGAGUUUCUGGCUGCGUGUGCCAGCGGGGACACAGAAGAGGCCCAAGUGAUGCUGCAAGAGGCCAAGGAAAUGAUGAGCAGCAACAAGGAGGAUGGGGAAAUUAUUAAUUGCUCCAAUGCUGAUGGGAUAACUGCGUUACAUCAGGCCUGCAUCGAUGGCAGCAUGGAGAUGGUGUCUUUUCUUUUGGAGCAUGGUGCCAACGUAAACCAGGUUGACAGUGAGGGCUGGACACCCUUGCAUGUUGCUGCCUCCUGCGGCUACCGUGAUAUAGCUGAGUUCCUUUUGCGACGUGGUGCUGCUCUCUCUGCUGUCAACUGUGAUGGUGACGUCCCCAUUGACAUCGCUCUGGAUGAAACCACUGAGGCCCUUCUCCAGGAAUACACUCUGAGACAAGGUGUGGACUUGGAGGCAGUAAAGCGGGUCGAGGAGGAGCAAAUCACAAGAGAUGCUUGUGCCUGGCUGACUGAGGGACCACCUGCUGACAUACGACAUCCCAGGACUGGAGCCACUCCGCUACAUGUGGCCGCAGCCAAAGGCUACGUGGAAGCUCUCAAGCUACUGUGUCAAUGUGGGCUCGAUGUGUCAGCGAUGGACUUUGAUGGGUGGACUCCUCUUCACGCUGCUGCACACUGGGGUCAGGGGGAGGCCUGUCACAUUUUAGUUGAACAGAUGUGCAAUAUGGAAGCCCGCAGCAGCUCAGGUCAAACACCUUUGGAUGUAGCAGAUGAAAGUGUGGAGGAGCUCCUGGAGGAUUUAGCUCGGAAACAGGCCAAUUGGCGCAAUGAGCAGUCCAUACGAGAACGGCAAAACCAACAAGGUGCCACAACUGUAAAUGCGCAAAAUAAAAAGCGGAGGAGCUCAGUGUGCAGGAUGAGCAGUAAAGAAAAGUUGAACCUGCAGGACCAAUCAAAAGAAAGGGGUGUCUCGGCUGGUCUGGAACUAAGCGAGGACAAGGAGAGCAGUCCCGAGAGCUCCACUGUAUCCAGUCCAGACACUGAAAGUGGGACCACAUCUGCAGUCAGUCCAGUUGACAAGACAUCAGACGAGAGAGGCGGCGAGGAAGACAAGGAGCAGGACAAGGCGGUUCGCACUGCAAGAGUCCAGCCCACCCCUCAUACGAGGGACAGUACAUCUGAAAGUCCCAACACACCCACUACUGAGCGCCGCAAGUUUCAGGCUCCAGUAAGAGAUGAGGAGUCUGAGUCUCAGAGGAAGGCUCGCUCUCGACUCUUGCGACAGUCCCGUCGCUCCACUCAGGGUGUGACCUUAACAGACCUAAAGGAAGCUGAGAAGACUGUGUCUAAAGCUGCGGAUCCCCUGCCUCGUAACAUUCAGCCCGUCAGCCCCAUCAUCACUCUCACGCCUGCUGAGAGGGAUACAGACCCAGUGAAGCAGGAGGAGCCUGAGGGAGACAGGCGUCUGGGAGUGAAGGACAGGAGGCGAGUGAGAAAAGAGAGACGCUCCACUGGCGUCAUUCAGCCGAGUGGAGAGAAUGAUGAAGAGGAUGCUCAUUUAGAUGAUUCAGACAAUGCCUCAACUGCGAGUGGAUUAGGGGACGCUGACUACAGGAUGCUCUACUUCCAGAUACUGCAGCAGAACCUCGCACUGAAGGACAAGCUGCAGGAGAUGGAAUUGCUGCUCAGCCAAAACAAAGUGGACCUGGAAAGACUCAGACAGAGUCAAGAUAGCAGUACAGAGAGGCCUGCCCUUUUGGAACUCGAGAGAUUUGAGAAGUUGGCCCUCCAGAGGAGAGCAGUGGAACUGGAAGACGAGUUGAAGGUUCUGGGAGACCUGAAAGCAGACAACCAGAGGCUCAAGGAUGAGAACGCUGCCCUCAUUCGAGUCAUCAGUAAACUGUCCAGAUGAAAAAGGAAAAAAAAAAAAAGGAGGACCUUAACGUAUUAAUCGGACAGAGCAGAGUUACAAUUAUGUCAAACACAGCCAAGUUUAUCCGAACAGAAUUUCAGGGCUAUUGCAUAUUUACUGUAUGACGACAAAGCUAAAGUGCACCUUCUGUGGGUGGAGGGGCAGGGCUGCAUGUCGCUCCUGUUCACAUCCUCUUCUAGAUUCUGUUUUAUGGUUGUUUUUAACUGGAAUAUUUUACAGGGCUUCUCUCCCCCUUUUUUUUGUUUGUUCAAACUUUUAAGAGACUAAAAGCCAUGCUCUUUCAUACUUUUGACCUCCGACAGUGGAAAGAAAAAAAAACUGCGCUUGGUUAAUAGGAAAACAAAAAUGUGCCAAAUCCUACCCAAAUUGAACAAAUGAAUGAAUGUUGUAUUGCCUGUGUUGUUUGUCAGGGUAAAUCUGGACUUUUUUUUCCUUUUUAGACUGCUGCAAAGGCGGACCAAACGUGUAAUGUUUAUUUCUGUGUGCGUGUACAGACGUGAAAAUGGUGUACACACAGGCAAGUUCAUUGGCAUUUCAUGUUGCUCUUUUCGAACUGGAGGUUUCUGAAUGCAUCAUCUUGGAAGCAAAGUAUACCAUUGACCCCAGAAUGGAUUUCUACUUUUCAGUCGACAAGGCCGGACUGUUCGCUGUUUACUGUACUGCCAUUGAAAGAAACGCAUUGCAUGUCAACUAUUGUGUUGCUGUGCCUUUCAAGUAUUCUAUUUUGUCACAACAGAUUAAUAUUAGGCAUAACAUCAUGA